Botrytis fragariae is the source of this 1518-nucleotide messenger RNA. Its product is annotated as putative ornithine cyclodeaminase mu-crystallin family protein. Gene Ontology annotation, cellular component: cytoplasm. The transcript has 2 exons. Lineage: Eukaryota; Fungi; Ascomycota; Leotiomycetes; Helotiales; Sclerotiniaceae. The record is from RefSeq and is a predicted model, not a curated record. Bases 1 to 1518 code for a protein of 505 amino acids.
AUGUCUCUCACCGUGUUAACGGACUCGGAUAUCAAGCAUCUUCUUCAAGACCUCACCCUAAAGGAUCUGGAAAGAUUUCAGGAUCAGAUGAGAAGAGCUCUUCAUGAGUAUUCUACAGGAACGCAGGAUGAUGACUGCUGCAGUUUGCACCAACCUAGAAGAACAGUUCUUGAGUCCAAGCAUAAAAGGACAACACUAUUCAUGCCUUCUACUGCAUCUGCGGGCAUUGGAAUGAAAGUUGUUACUCUUCCUCAGCCAGGUUCUUCCAAUGAAUCGUCGGACUCGGACUCCAUAUCCACCUCUUCAUCGACUAAAAAUCCAAGUACCCCUCAAGGUUCUCUUACGCUCAUGGAUAAAACAGGGCUGCCAUUCGGCUUUCUCAAUGCAUCAGAAACCACUGCUUUUCGCACAGCUCUAGCUUCCUCUCUUCUAUUGACACCCCGUACCAAGGUCAAAACUAUAACAGUAUUUGGUGCUGGGAAGCAAGCGUUUUGGCACGUCCGUCUCGCUCUUAUUCUCCGCGGCCCAACUAUAAAACAAAUAAACAUCAUAUCUCGCGCUUUUACAGACCGGGUACGCAAUCUUAUGAAGGCAUUUCUCGAAGUACCUGCUGCUACGAAGGAACGUGAAGGUUGGACCAAUGUGAAGUUCUCUGUUCUUAGCCCUGCCUAUGGAGAAUUCGCUCGUCUAGAGAAAGAAUAUAUUCGAGCUUCGGAUGUUAUUUUUUGCACGACUCCAUCAACCUCGCCAUUAUUCCCUCAUUCUAUCUUAACAAAUACAGAAGGUAGGAAGAAGGGGCGGCUCAUUGUCGCCAUAGGCAGUUAUAAACCUCAUAUGAUCGAAAUACCUCUUGAAAUCGUGGCGCAAGCAGUUAAAGUUCAUGGUAGUGGCCAUCAUUUUCAUAGACAUGCCGAAGAAGGCGGAGUAAUCGUAGUUGAUACGAUAGACGGAUGCAAACAAGAAGCAGGUGAAAUAAUCCAAGGCAAUGUUUCGGCCAAAAAUUUGGUUGAAUUAGGCGAAUUGGUCAUGCUAUCUCAUGGAAUCGAUCCUCUCAACCAGUCAUCUGCCAUUGAUGAUUCAGAUGAAUCUCCACGUAGCUCAGUCGACCUCCACAAUUUACACAUAGACGGAACUGGCAACGGUGACGCAACACCGACCCCAGGUUCACCACUUUCCCCCACCUCUCCACCUCUGGCUCGCAGCAUGGCCAACAUAUUUCACUCGGAAAAUUCCACCUCCCCCUCAUCAUCUCGCAGCCCUUCUCGCAAAUCUUCUUUCUCCUUUCGCAAACCCAGAACAGGAUCCACAAGUACAAAUACUACUAAUUCAAGUGGUACAUUGGGAAUGUUAGGAAAGGAGGUACAGACAGAAAAGGAAGAUUCAAUGAGUAGAUGGCUGAGGAAUGGAAAUGUUAUAUAUAAGAGUGUGGGGAUGGGUCUUAUGGAUUUGGUGGUUGGGGCGGAGUUGGUUAGGUUAGCGAGGGAAAAGGGGGUGGGUGUUUCUGUAGAGGGCUUUUGA